AUGGCUUUGUACUGUUCGCCGUGGAUUCUCGGGAAGCCGGGGUCACCUAAAGCGGUCGAUCGCGUCCCUGACUUCACCCGGCCCCACCACUCUUCGGCCUCGCGUGAACAAGCCCGCUUGCGUGUAAUGGCAAACGCUUGUAAUGCCUACUCCGCGGAGCCUGCUCAUCCGGUUCUCGCCAGCUCCCUCCUCGCUCAGUCCAGGUGGAGAAGGACUCAAACAACGCGCUCUGUACAGGAUACAGAGACAACGGACUGGAACCUCAAAAAGGACUGGGACAUCGGGAUCCAAGCUUCAACUAGCAUCUUCCGGUGUGGUGCUGUUAUCGGCUUCUCGAGACUGCGGGCCCGGAACAAAAACAACGAUGAAUACAUCGCCCAGAUACCUCGAUCUCUGCUGGUAACACAUUUGCUGAGGCCUUCCUUAUCAGAAACAAAGGCAUUCAUCAUAUACCCGAGCAACUUCGAUGCCUUUGCGCCUAGGAUUUUACUCAACGCUUUGCAGUCUGCUGCGGGCCAGCCUCUCUCAAAAGGAGAUGCAAUCAAGCGACUGGAUUUGGAGAGUGUCUCGAAAUCGUUACAAGACAUUCAAUCAAAGCAUGCAGACAAUCAUCGCGUCGUUCUGAUCGUUGUCGGCCUUGACAUUUUAGCAGAGGGCAUCAUCCGGGCAUCGAAUCCAGUAAAAGGAACCGCCUUGUUGGCAGCCACAUUGCGAAACCUGACUCGAAUGUCUCGCACUUAUGCUUCCUUCUUGUCAGUUAUGCUUGUAAACACCAACGGACUUGGCCCACCACAUUUCGGAACAGAAAAGGGUUCAGAGAAGACAAAAGCCCCGCUCGAAGAAGAUACGCGACUCCCUCGUGAUGACGGCAUCCACUCGAUCUUCCAAAGCCCCGGUCCACCACUUCUGUCUACCCUCCUCAUGAGAACCUUGGACCAAGGUAUCGACACACACAUCCUCCUCUCGGACAUCAAAUCAGCCAAGGUAGCCGAAGUAAUCAAGGACCGUAUCGGAACCGGCCUGGGCAAAUGGGGGAUAUGGACCUCGAAAUAA
Messenger RNA from Penicillium maclennaniae, 1053 nucleotides. RefSeq lists its product as uncharacterized. NCBI's taxonomy places the organism in Eukaryota, Fungi, Ascomycota, Eurotiomycetes, Eurotiales, Aspergillaceae. The coding region runs from base 1 to 1053 and encodes 350 amino acids. The record is from RefSeq and is a predicted model, not a curated record. The transcript is spliced from 4 exons.